This is a messenger RNA of Nylanderia fulva, 2672 nucleotides long. RefSeq lists its product as uncharacterized. The record is from RefSeq and is a predicted model, not a curated record. Gene Ontology annotation, cellular component: nucleus. NCBI's taxonomy places the organism in Eukaryota, Metazoa, Arthropoda, Insecta, Hymenoptera, Formicidae. Gene Ontology annotation, molecular function: zinc ion binding; hydrolase activity, acting on ester bonds.
GUUCGCUUUAUGUAUUGCCGGUCGAUCUCGAAGGUCUAUGGCCGAAGUUUCUACCUCAAACGUUUCUUCGGGACGAAAACAGAGGAAGUCGCAACCGCGGUCGAGCAUAUGUUUAACACGUGGUUCACCAAAAUGAAAAGUCAUGGAUUCGGCGCGGCGAAAUAUUUUGACGAUUGCUCUUGAGUGACACAAGUCUUGUGAUGCUGUGGUAAAUUGGACGCCCCCGUGAUUCGAGCGAAGAUCCGAGCAAGGUAUUCCCGGCUUCUCAGCUAUUCAGGUAGAACGGGCGCAAAUUGGAGUGAGGAAUCUAGAAAGGUUCCUUACAGGUUUUCCAGCCCCCGAGCUGUUGAGGAAGAUACCAAAUUUCUUAACUGAUUACAUAAAGAUCGACGCGGACGUAUUUGAUCAGGGUGCAGCCUCUCGAUCCUGACGAGAAGUUUGGCGGUAUAGUUUCAUUGCGCACUCUAAACAGGCCUAUUACAAGUUCAAAAUGUGGGACUAUCGUAUGGGCCCAAAAGUAAAGAUAGAUUUGUUUGUUCCUAAAGUUGAAGAACUAAUUAAAGUUCUACAAGAAGGACUUAAGCAGCAUUUUAAAGAGGUUUCUGUCGAAUGGAUGGUUUGUCCUGACCUGACACAAGAACCUUUUAAACUUGCGGCACCAGGAAUAUGUGGCGAUCCUAUGCUUGUGGAACUUGGUUGCAUAUCGUAUUUGUUUCCACGACCGUACAAGAAUAUGUAUAGUAUGAAAAAAGUCUUAGAAAAUAUUAAUUAUAACAAGCACAAAACUAUGUCUAUUAUUGGAACAACUAUUGCUCCACGAGAGUCAGAUGCGCAACUAGGCGAACUCCUUAUGAACGCUUCAUUAUUACAAAUGACUGAAAACUUAAUGGAAGUUAAAAACCAAAGCUGUAUGACAUUUCAAGAUGAAAAAACGAAAAACUCUAAGAUAGAAUAUGUAAAUGAUACUAAUCUAAAGUGCUAUCCAUAUGGCAGUUUUUUUAUUAGCAAAGGUACACGGGAAAAAGUUCUCAAAGUUCAUGUUAAAAAACGCAUCAGCAAUACCAGUUUUGUAGAAGCGUUGCAAUCUAUACUUGAUCUUAAAUAUUCUGAUGGUGGUCAGUCGAAACAAUUAGUUGGUUUAGGCGGAACAUUUCUGGUGCGAAAUACAAGAGCAAAACAUCAUGUUUUGCCAUAUUCUUGGGAUGCUCGGUUAUAUUCGUCGAAAGAUGUUCGUAAUUGGCUUCAUUAUUUUGAAUUGAAUACUCCUUUAGUGGCAAUGGGCACACUUGUUAGCAAUCCCGAUAUUUAUACAAAUCUCUGUCAUACGACUGUAGGACAGUAUUAUGACAUCCCUAAAAGUCGUUUUCAUGCUGUUUCCCGAAGUGGAGCAGCAGGUGGAUACUUCUACAAAGCUGUUGAAUUAUUUGAUACAGCAGAAUAUGUGGGAUACUUUCAGCUUGCGAAUAUAUUGUAUCAUAUAGAUCCAAGUGUUAAAAGUCAAUACUACCAACACUUUGCCGAUAUAUUGACACUUCUAUUGGUGAUGUUGCAUGUUGCCAAUUACAAGUUUCUGAUGUCGGACAUUUUUUGCUUAAAGAAGACACAUUUGUUCGAACCUGAAAAUGAGGAACUAGCAAAAGUUCUACAAGAUGGAUUUAGACAGCAUUUCGUAGAGGCUACAGUCGAAUGGGUCAUGUGUCCUGAUCUGACAGAAGAACCUUUUAAUCUUUCAGUAGAAGGAAUAUGUGGCAAUCCUGUACUUCUGGAAUUCGGUUGCAUAUCGUAUUUGUUUCCACGACCGUACAAGAGUAUGUAUGAUAUCAACACAUUCUUAAAAGAUAUUUAUGGGAACUACGAACUUAUCUCCAUUAUUGGAGCAAGUGUUAGUCAACGAGAGUCAAAUGCGCAACUAGGCGAACUCGCUGUGAAUGCAUCAAUAAUACAGCUACCCAAUAUGCCACCAAUAACUAUAAAUCAAAGCUAUCUGGCAUAUCAAAAUAAACGAACGAAAAAAUGUGCAUUAGAAACAAUAAUUGAUUCCAAUAUACCAUGCUACCCAUAUGGCAGCUUUUUUGUCUGUAAAGGUAGACGGGAAAAUGUUCUCAAAGUGCAAACUAAAAAACGCCUUAGCAAUUUUAGUUUUUUAGAUGUAUUGAAGUCUACACUUGAUGUUAAAUAUUCUGAUGAUCAAUCGAAACAAUUAGUCGGUUUAGGUGGAAUAUUUAUGGUAAGAAAAGCAAGAGUGAAACACCAUGUUUUGCCAUAUUCUUGGGAUGCUCGGUUAUCAUCGACAGCAGAUGUUUAUAAUUUUCUUCAUUAUUUUGAUAUAAAUGCUCCUUUGAUAGCAAUGGGCACACUUGUUAGUAAUAACAAAAUUUAUACGGAUAUUUGUCGAGAUUCUGUAGGAGAGGAAUAUGACAUCCCUAAAAGUCGUUUUCACACUUUUUCCUAUACAAAAAAAGUAGGCGGACAUUUUUACAGGGAUGUUGGAUCAAAUAACACAGUAGAAUAUUUGGGAUACUUUCAGCCUGCGAGUGUAUUGUAUCAUCUUGAUCCACAAGUUAAAAAUGAGAGUUUCCGAAACUUUGUCGAUAUGACAUAAUGCUAAUACAAAAAUCGUUUAUCAUUUGCACUCGACUAAAACAGUAUUAGUGAUUUGAUUAUUGUAUUGU